Molecule: messenger RNA, 2014 nt
Organism: Apus apus (common swift)
Lineage: Eukaryota; Metazoa; Chordata; Aves; Apodiformes; Apodidae
Gene: RAN
Product: RAN, member RAS oncogene family
Exons: 7
Coding region: 125-775 (216 amino acids)
Biological process (GO): protein import into nucleus; ribosomal subunit export from nucleus
Cellular component (GO): cytoplasm; nucleus
Molecular function (GO): GTPase activity; GTP binding
Source: RefSeq, a predicted model, not a curated record
CCCUCCCCUUCCCUGCGGCCGCGCGGCGUCGCUCGUCGGGCGUUUGAACCGCGCUUCCGCCAUCUUCCCAGCGCCCAGUCACUGGAGGGAGCGACGCGGAGAGACGCCUCGGGAAAGACCCAGCAUGGCCGCCCAAGGAGAGCCCCAAGUGCAGUUUAAGCUUGUCCUGGUUGGUGAUGGUGGCACUGGUAAAACAACAUUUGUAAAACGUCAUUUGACUGGUGAAUUUGAAAAGAAGUACGUAGCAACACUGGGUGUUGAAGUUCAUCCUCUGGUGUUCCAUACUAACAGAGGCCCUAUUAAAUUUAAUGUAUGGGACACAGCUGGUCAGGAGAAGUUUGGUGGUCUGCGAGAUGGCUAUUACAUCCAAGCUCAGUGUGCCAUCAUCAUGUUUGAUGUAACAUCAAGAGUUACUUACAAGAAUGUACCGAAUUGGCACAGAGACCUUGUACGAGUAUGUGAAAACAUCCCUAUAGUGUUGUGUGGCAACAAAGUGGAUAUCAAGGACAGAAAAGUAAAGGCGAAAUCAAUUGUCUUCCACAGGAAGAAGAAUCUCCAGUAUUACGACAUUUCAGCUAAGAGUAACUACAACUUUGAGAAGCCUUUUCUCUGGCUUGCUAGAAAGCUAAUUGGAGAUCCUAACUUGGAGUUUGUUGCUAUGCCUGCUCUUGCACCACCUGAAGUUGUUAUGGACCCAGCACUGGCAGCACAGUAUGAGCAGGAUCUACAGAUUGCUCAAACCACUGCACUGCCAGAUGAAGAUGAUGACCUGUGAGGGAUGAAGCUGGAGCCCAGCGUCAGAAGUCUAGUUUUAUAGGCAACUGUCCUGUGAUGUCAGUGGUGCAGCGUGUUUGCCACUUUAUUAUCUAGCUGAGCAGAACAUGUGCUUAAUCUUUGGAAUGCUGAAAGAGAUGAAUGGGCUUCGGAGUGAAUGUGGCAGUUUAAAAAACAAAAAAACAAAAUGAAAAAACCCACAAACAAAACUUCAUAUUUUGGACCUGCAUAUUUAGCUGUUUUUUGGACUGCAAUUACUUCCCCUUUUGAGUUUCAAAUCUGAGAUUGCUGCAGUCACAUCAGAGUGUUAAGUGGUUAAUCUUGUUUCUGUCAUUCCCAUUUUUUUUUUGUUUAGAUAAUAAAGUUGUAUUUCAAUUAUCUCUAAGCAAGUGAACUUUAAUGUAUCAUUAGGAAGACUCUUUGAAUUGUCUUCAUUUGAGGCUAAUACUUGGUUGUCUACUGCAUUUCUCAUUCUCUAUUUCCCUUUUCCCUCCUGCUUCUCAUGUUAUCCUCUUGCCGAAUCAGAGCUAACAGUUAACCUUCCUUUGAUUUCCUGAAGCAUGUAAUUAAAGUACUUGAGGAAAGCUGAACUAACUGCCAGGUAUAACUAGAGUAGUGAACACUUGGCUGCUAAGUGUGACUGGAUCAGCAUUCCUGUGCAAAUGGGAAUGUUUGUGGUCUGCAGGGAGUCUUGAGAGGAAAGCGUGUAGUUCAGCUUGCAUAUGCUACCAUUAGAUACAAUCUCUCAACUCUUUAACUUUUGGUAUGUUCUACAAUUUACCUUCAGAGUUCUUUAGUAACCAGAAACAAAUGGCAUCUAGGUCUGUUAGGUGGCCUAAAAGCUGUAUCUUUGCAUGGAACAUCAUUCAGUAGGGCUAUAGCUGAUGAAUGAAACACAUUAAGCAUCUUCAAAUUCACUAACUAGAAAACAGCUGUACUUUGAGCUAAAAAGCUCUUGGCUACGAAGCAGCAUAUAACUGAAACCACAUUUCUAUAUCUAGACUUUACUGUAACUGCACCAAGUUCUUAAUUUGAAACUCCAGCUUAUUACAGCACAAAUGGUGGAAAAUGUCAACUUUUAACACUUAUCUUGUAGAGGUUAAUCUUGGUCAAUAUUAGUACUGCUAGUAAACCAGACAAGUUUAAGAUAUCAUUUUUCAGUAGUGUUUGAGUACAUGAAGCCUUGGAAUUCUUCCGUUUUGUAUUUUUGGUUUCUUAAUAAAGUGGAGCAUUUCAUUUA